AUAUAAUUAAUUUUGUAAGGGCGUGGUUCAAAAUGGCCGCCAUCAGAAUGCUAGCUGCAAGGAUCAUGGUCUCCAGAGGAUCAUGGCUAAGAUGGCAGUCUACAGAUAUAAGUUAUCCCAAGUAUACACCGCGUACUGGCGAGGACGAAACCGUAAAAAGGAAAAGACUACUCUAUCAAAGCAGGAAGAGAGGAAUGACAGAAAACGGCAUAUUGCUAAGCACAUUCGCAGAGCGAUAUCUUAACAAAUUCACAAGCCAACAGUUGGAAGAAUAUGACAAGCUAAUAAAUGAACCAAGUAAUGACUGGGACAUAUAUCAGUGGAUAACAAAGAAAGAGAUACCACCUCUUGAGUAUCAAACGCCUACACUGAGCCUGUUGCAGGAACACACUGCCACUCUUAAUGCUAACAGUACACACGUACAGACACAACCGCCUUUAAAUGAAUAAUGAUAUAAUAAUAAUUAUUAUUGAUCUCUGAUACCAAA
Molecule: messenger RNA, 487 nt
Organism: Amphimedon queenslandica
Lineage: Eukaryota; Metazoa; Porifera; Demospongiae; Haplosclerida; Niphatidae
Product: succinate dehydrogenase assembly factor 2, mitochondrial-like
Exons: 3
Coding region: 33-449 (138 amino acids)
Biological process (GO): tricarboxylic acid cycle; mitochondrial respiratory chain complex II assembly; mitochondrial electron transport, succinate to ubiquinone
Cellular component (GO): mitochondrion
Source: RefSeq, a predicted model, not a curated record